AUGCUUUCACAGAGCUGCUCCAGCUCUCUGUCCAUUCUGAAGGCUCUAGAUCGUGAGGACCAGGAAGUGUUUAAUCUGACCAUCAUAGCUCAGGAUCAUGGAAUGCCCCAGCUGUCCACCAGUCAGGUUCUGUCUGUCCACGUGAUUGAUGUGAACGAUGAGCCGCCGCUGUUCCAGUGGGAGGAGCUAGAGGCGGAGGUCAGAGAGAACAAGGAGGCGGGAACCACGGUGAUCACCGUCACGGCAACGGACAGAGACCAAGGUUCUAAUGGCCAGGUGACAUAUGGUGGUGUAACAGAGGAAGGCUUCAGCAUCAACCCUGUGACCGGAGUCAUCAGCACUACCAAGACCCUGGACAGAGAGACUCAGGACCACUACACACUCACAGUGUAUGCCAGGGACGGGGGCCUGCCUCCUAACUUUGCCAAGGUGGUGGUGCGUGUGGUGGUGCAGGAUGAGAACGACAACGUGCCGGUGUUCGCCAGGCCCUGGUACGGCCUAGAGGUCCCUGAGAGCCAGAGCGCCGUGGAGCUGUGUAUUGUCAGGGCUGCUGACGCAGACACUGGCCCCGCUGGAGAAAUAGAGUACAGGAUCACUGCUGGAGACCCAGACGGGAUCUUCCAACUCCAUGUCAGUUCAGGGGCCCUGUCCACGUCUCGUCCCCUGGAUCGGGAGCUGCGGGCAGGGUACAACCUGGAGGUGGUGGCCCUGGACCAUGGUUCUCCUGCUCUGAGCAGCACAGCCACAGUGGAGGUGAAAGUGUUGGAUGUAAAUGACAACAGUCCGGCCUUCAGCAGCAGCAGCUACACCAUAGACAUCUCAGAGGACGCUGCCCAGGGAACUACAGUCUUAGAGGUGACGGCAACAGACGCAGACGAGGGGGAGAACGGGAAGGUGCUGUAUUUCCUGAGUCAAGAGGCUCGGGGCGCUUUCACCGUUGACGAAAACACUGGCUGUAUUACAACGGCGUCGCCGGUGGACCGAGAGAAGAGGGCGUCGUACAGCUUCCGUGUGUUCGCUGUGGACCUGUCACCUGCAGAGCCCAGAAACACCUCUGCUCAGGUAACCGUGACGAUCCUGGACAUAAACGACAACGCUCCAUUCUUCAUCCAAGACCCCCUCGUUGUCGAGGUCACGGCCAGCCAAUCACAUCGGGUCCUGGCCACCAUGCGGGCCGAGGACAAGGACUUUGGCGCCAACGGCUCUGUGUUCUACCGUUUUGCCGGGCCAGUGAGGGGUUUCAGCAUCAACUCCCUGACAGGGGAGAUCCAGGGGACAGAGGGGAUAGACAGGCUGAGUCAGGCCCAGAGGACCCUCAUGGUGGAGGCUAUGGACCAGGGAACCCCGGCACAGUCCAGCCUGGGGGUGGUGGUGGUCUAUGUGAAGGAACAGGUGUAUACAGGCAUCAGGUUCUCCAGGAAUGCCAGAGACGUCAGCAUACAGGAGAACGCCGCCAAAGGUACGGCUGUAGCUCAGGAUCAGGCCCAGUACCCUGAUGGAACCAGAAGAGGGAUCAGCUAUAGUCUCUUCUCUGGAAACAGACUGCAGGCCUUCAGCAUCGGCACUAGCACAGGUGAAAUCUGGGUUCAGAGGUCGUUGGGUCUGGACUUUGAGGACACUCCGCGACUCCGCCUGGUAGUGAAGGCUGAGACGGCUUCGUCCAGCUCCUUCAUGGCCGUCAACCUGAUCCUGCAGGACAUCAAUGACAACCUGCCACGCUUCCAGCUCCAGAACUAUAUAGCCUACAUGAGAGAGGCCCAGGGUUACGACAUGCCAAUCAUACAGGUGGUGGCAGAGGACGUGGACCAGGGGCAGAACGGUCAGGUGACCUACUCUAUCCAAUCAUCAGGAGGCAUGAGCGGCCUGUUCAAGAUCGACCCUGUCACGGGAAGCAUCACCACCGCCGCCAUCAUGGACAGAGAGAUCUGGACUCAGACCAGGCUGGUCGUCACAGCGACGGACAGGGGCAGCCCGCGAUUGGCCGGUUCGGCCACACUCACAGUGAUCAUCGUAGACCUCAACGACAACAGUCCAACAAUCCCUCUGCCCCGGGAGGUCCGCAUUCCUGAGAACACUCUGAUCGGCACAGAGAUCACCUUGGUAACGGGUAAUGACGUGGACUCCAGCCCGGCCCUGUCCUACAGCCUCCAGCUGGACGGGUCGUCCCAGGGGAAGUUUGGGAUUCACCGCUACAGUGGAGGGGUGUCUCUGACCGCCCCUCUGGACUACGAGGACAGGACCUGGUACACACUGACCGUCAGGGCUACUGACUCCCAACACCAGACUGAGGCUAAUAUCACCAUAUUGGUGGAGGACGUCAAUGACAAUGCUCCUGCGUUCACACACGAUCUAUACCAGGUAACGCUGCCAGAACAUUCCCCGCCAGGCAGUCCCGUUGUCACGGUGACGGCGACUGAUCGUGAUUCGGGGGAGAAUGGAAAGGUCACCUACAGAGUGACGUCGUCAACGCGAGGUGGCUUCUACGUAGACCCCAGCAACGGUACCCUGUUCAUCAGGGAGAGGUCAGAGUUUGAUCCAGAGAACCCGUCCGUCAGUGUGGUCAUCGAAGCCUGUGACGGGGGAUCCCCGCCCCUCUCCUCCGUCACCACAGUACAGGUCCAGCUAUCAGACGUCAACGACAACGCUCCCGUCUUCCACCAAUCAGAGUACAGGGCGACGGUGUUGGAGGACUCCAUCCCCGGGGCGACCAUCCUGACCCUGGAGGCCAUGGACGCUGAUUUCUCUCGGGACAACUGCGGCUUCGACUUCGCCAUUGCCAGUGGCAACACCGGGAACGUCUUCCAGAUCGAGAGCAGCGUGCGUUUCCUGGAGGGGCGGGGCUUCCAGACCGUAGGGACGCUCCUAUUGGCCGAGGUGCUGGACUUCGAGGCCGUGCCCCUCUAUAACCUGACGGUGGUGGUGUCGGACAGAGGGGUUCCACAGAGGAGUUCUAGCGUUGCCGCGGUGAUAACCGUUGGCGAUAUAAACGAUAACCCCCCGGCGUUUGGCAGGGCGGAGUACGCUGUGUCACUGAGUGAAGGAGCUGGCGCCGGGACAGAGAUAAUACGACUCACUGCCACAGACCCAGACUCUGCCCCCAACGCAGAGGUCCAGUAUAGUAUCAGCUCAGGUGAUGAGAUGGACCUGUUCACCAUCGACCAGUGGACCGGGGCGCUGCGGUUACAGCGACAGCUCGACCGCGAGCACCAGUCCUCCCACGUGGUCAUCGUCCAGGCCUCGGAUGGCCACGGUCACGUCGCCCUGACCCCGAUCAGCGUAGAGGUCAAAGAUGUGAAUGAUAACAGACCGUUCUUCCCCAUAGAGACUCUGACGGCUAGCAUCAGAGAGAACCAGCCGGUCAACUCAGCCGUGACCGUACUCCACGCCAUAGACCACGACACUGGGAUGUACGGCCAGCUGAGAUACUACAUGGUGGAGCAAGGUCAAGGGUCAGGAGUUACAGGGCGAGAGGCCUUCACCGUGGACCAGAGUUCAGGAGAGGUCAGGGCUAAGGUGACUUUUGACUUUGAGAAGGUCAACUCAUUUAAUUUUGUUGCUCUGGCGAUGGAUGCCGGUAACCACUCGGCCACGGUGACGGUCCAGGUGUACGUGACUGGUGAGGAUGAGUACGACCCACUCUUCGUCUCCCCAGAGUUCUCCUUUGAGGUUCCAGAGGGGGCGAAGAGGGGCCAGAGCAUCGGACAGGUCCAGGCAAACGACGAGGACGGAGGUGUAGACGGUAUCGUCCUCUUCUCGCUCCCAAGCUCCUCCCUGUACUUUGACGUCAACAAAACAACCGGGGUGGUUUUCCUCAAGAUGGAUGGGUCUUCUAGUCGCAGCAGCAGCAGCGGGUUAGGGGGGCGGUCCAAAAGGGAGACCAGGACCAUGACACUUGACGUUAAUGCCCACAGCCCUCUGGACACGUCCCGGGUCACCACGGCCCAGCUGACCAUCGAUGUGACCAACACGUCAUUCGGCCUGGGGGCAGACCUCAACGUCCUGCUGAUUAUCAUCAUCGCCGUGUCCCUGGGGGUCAUCGUGCUACUGGUUGUCAUGGCGGUGGUCAUCUUCCUGCUCAAGUCUAAGAGACGCAGGAAGAACAAAGGACGGGACAACAGUGCCGUGGCCUCAGGAACCACUCUGCAGAAACUGGACGAUUCCAAAUCUGGAGGAUCUGAGAGGAUCUAUCAUCAGACGUUACCAGGGUACGCCGGCGACCAAGGUGGAGCAGGGGCCGGGGCCUAUCCCCGGGGGGGUUCCCUUGACCCCUCCCACUCCAGCGGGCGUGGCUCAGCCGAGGCGGCGGAGGACGAUGAGAUCAGGAUGAUCAACGAGUACCCCCGCGUAGCGUCCAUCUCCUCGUCCAUGCAGGAGCACAUCUCAGCCCGCGGGCCGGACUCUGGCAUCCAGCAGGACGCUGACCAGCUGUCGGACAUCUCCUGUGAGCCGGCCGCCCUGGAAGGAAGCACCUGGUUCAAAGGCAAGAAGCUGGGAGGGAGUCUCAGCGGGACCAUGCUGUCUGGACAGCUACCUGUCUACAGAGACGAGCUGGGAGGAGGGUACCUGGGGGUGGGGAGGGGACUCAACAUCUCCCAUCCUAAAGAUUACGCCUUCCCAGAGGACGGGAAGCCCUCUGUAGACGGGUCCCUGACAGCCAUAGUGGCCAGUGACGAAGAGCUAAGGGGCAGUUAUAACUGGGACUACCUGCUCAACUGGUGCCCUCAGUUCCAACCACUAGCCAACGUCUUCACGGAGAUCGCCAGGCUCAAAGACGAGACAGCCCCACAGAACCAGACCAACCCACGCCAGCCCUUCCAGCCCAAAGCCAAGAUGGACCCCAAGCCUCGCAUCGACCCACCGCCCCUCAUCACUGCCGUGGCCCACCCUGGGGCCAAGUCCGUCCCCCCGAAGGUCCCUGUCAUCGGACGCACCUUCCCCCACCUGGCCACCCUACGGCGGUCCCCCAUCAGCCACGAGGGCUCCAUCUCCUCAGCAGCCAUGUCCCCCAGCUUCUCCCCCUCUCUGUCCCCCCUCGCCGCCCGCUCCCCUGCCGUCUCCCCCUUCGGAGUAACCCAGGGCCCCUCGACCUCCAUGAUCAGUACCAGGGAUCCCAUGCUGGACCACAGCCCCGAUCACGAGAUGAGGAUCUGAGGAUGACGUUGUUUUAGAUUUUUUAGAGACGUUUCUAUAAUUUAUGUUUUAUCAAAGUAAAGGGUGCUGAGAUCUGGAUGUUAUAUCAGCUCCUAUGACACGCGAGAAAGUUGAAGGAAGUGUUUUUGGCUUUAGAGACAUGUUUCUCUGAUGUAGUUUUUUUAAUAAUCUGACAAUGUGAUUGGUUCUCAGAUCUGAACCUUAUUUCAGCUCCUAGGACAGAUGAGGAGAUGAAGGAAGUGUUUUCGGCUUUAGAGACAUGUUUCUCUGAUGUAGUUUCUCAGAUGAUUUUUAGGCCAUAUUUCUUCACAACAGAAGAGGAAUAUAGUGUGGGAACAGUUUGUAUUAGUGAAGACCGAGUGAUUGCCAAGAUGAGGCUCAAGAAGAUGAACACUAAUAUGAUGAGAUAGGUCACAUUCACCCUCUUUUCUGAAGGGACAUGUGGAUUAUCAUUUUCUACAGGAUGUUAUUUCUCACCCUAUGAGCCCUUAGACCUAGAUAUCCCGAUAUGUUUUGGUGGACCAUGUUGUGGGGUUGGGGAGGUUAGCAUUGACAACAGACCAGCCAUCUCCUCCCCUACUUGUACAUCAUGACGCAGGCCUCUGACAAUUGCCACAGGGUUAGGAGAUUACCCAACCUCUUGGCUUCGAACAACCAUGACUUGGAUCUAACCCUGCAGCUGCAGACUGACCAUCCCUUCAGACAGAGGUCCUUAGUAGAGAUAAACUGACGUAUCGGCUGCAGACCGACCCUCCCUUCAGACAGAAGGCCCUCAGUGGAGAUAAACUGACCUAUCGGCUGCAGACUGACCCUCCCUUCAGACAGAGGUCCUUAGUAGAGAUAAACUGACCUAUCGGCUGCAGACUGACCCUCCCUUCAGACAGAGGCCCUCAGUGGAGAUAAACUGACCUAUCGGCUGCAGACUGACCCUCCCUUCAGACAGAAGGCCCUCAGUAGAGAUAAACUGACAUAUCGGCUGCAGACUGACCCUCCCUUCAGACAGAAGGCCCUCAGUAGAGAUAAACUGACAUAUCGGCUGCGGACUGACCCUCCUGCGGACAGAAGGCCCUCUGUCAUGAAGUCCAUAGACACAGUAGAUUUUCAGUCGUUUUCAGGUCCCUCCUCGCUGGCUGGUCAGAGAGAUAAAGGAUUCCACUAUUCCUCUCUUUGACUUCCGUCUCUUCACAUUCUAGAUCUCCUUUAAAGACUUCAGUGUUCCGUUGUGGUGGUCUCACAAACAAAAGGACUGCUUUACAUAAUAAAACAAAAUGGCUGCUUUCAAAAUGGCUGACGUUUCCCCUUCUGUGGAUCCAAUGGACCAAGUACAUGUGUGUUGGAAAAUACAUGAUAAACUAGCCAAUGUUUUGUACAAUGGAAACGAGGAACCGAGGCUAAUGUUUUCCUUUGUUGCUACGGAAGACGCAUUAUUUUCUUUUGGUUGUAUUUUUUAUAUAUUUUUAUAGUGACCUUUUGAUUUCUGAUUUGAAAUGCCAGGUUAUCGUUUCAUUCUAUUUAGAUAUAUGUAUAUUUGUAUGUGUGUGUAUGUACGCCAGCCACAUUAUCGAUGUGUUUUUCCUGUCAUAGAUUUUUUAGAGAGCCACCAUCUUAUGUCUUUGUGGACUCGUGACAUUUGUGACGUGAGUGAGUGGGGAACGUUUUGUGUUUUGAUCAUUAUUUAUAUGAAGGAAAUGAACUGCUGGCCAUGUCGACAGAAGGCAACCACGUUCACUUGUCACCCUGCUGUGAUUGAAUCUGGAAAAGGUUGUUUAUUUUCUCUUCAGAAUGUAGAUCUUCUCAAAAUCCCGGCAAAGCGAUGUAAAGACGAUCAGAGAUCAUUGCCCUCAAACUCUUGUCACCAAAACCAGACCUGUCCUCCUUGUUAGUAAACUGUUCUAACUGAUAUGUAGCGGAGGUGAACCGGAGUCACGCUCUUGUGAUGAAAAUCUACGUCACCCCGGUCCAAGAGGGAAUGUCCUCUUGGCUUAAUGUUUAAGACGUUGGUUUUCCGUGUCGGAGACCAGGGUUCAGAUCCCGCCUGUGACAUAUACACUAGACUCAGUGUAAAGUAAACUGGCUUACACAGCAGCACACAUUCUCCAUGGGAAUUCAUGGAGAAUUCCAUUUCCUGUUCACCUCUUGUGUCUUUUGUAACGAAGUGCUUCCGGCUCAACACAAAGGUCAAUGGUGUGAUGUCACCGCUCCGUAUGAUGACUUGUAAACUGAGAAGUGGUUCAACUUCAUACCAUAGAAAUACAAUGCAUAGAACAUAGUUUAUAGAAUGGUUAAAAGGGUUUACACAACUACUUUUAAAGGUAGCAGCACAAGAAUUUAACUUCAAUUAGACCUGUCACGCUCCCAAAUCAACAUACUGUGUGUUCUAUCUAUGCAUUCUAUUUCUAUGGUUUCAGUGCUCCAGUUCUAGCUCUGUCGUUAGAUGUGUUUUACCAGCAGGUAGGGUAGGUAGACGAGGUUAUCCAGGGUCCAUGUGUUUCUCUCAUCACCCCACCCUCUGUGUCCUCUCCGUGUCCUCUCCACGCUCCCAUUGUUUGGGCUCUGUCCUGGACAUCUGUUAACCUAGCAGGCCAGAGGGCACACAGCUUUACCGCAACACUAGAUGUGUCCCAAAUUGCACCAUAUUCCCUAUGUAAUGCACUACUUUUGACCAGAGGGUUCUGUUCAGAGGGUUCUGUUCAGAGGGUUCUGUUCAGAGAGAUCUGUUCAGAGGGUUCUGUUCAGAGAGAUCUGUUCAGAGGAUUCUGUUCAGAGAGAUCUGUUCAGAGGGUCCUGUUCAGAGAGUUCUGACCAGAGGGUUCUGUUCAGAGUGUUCUGUUCAGAGGGUCCUGUUCAGAGAGAUCUGUUCAGAGGGUUCUGUUCAGAGAUAUCUGUUCAGAUGGUCCUGUUCAGAGAGUUCUGACCAGAGGGUUCUGUUCAGAGAGUUCUGACCAGAGGGUUCUGUUCAGAGAGUUCUGACCAGAGGGUUCUGACCAGAGGGUUCUGACCAGAGAGUUCUGACCAGAGGGUUCUGACCAGAGGGUUCUGUUCAGAGGGUUCUGACCAGAGGGUUCUGACCAGAGGGUUCUGUUCAGAGGGUUCUGUUCAGAGGGCACUAUAUAGGUAAUAUGGUGCCAAUUGGGACACACAGACUGUCUUCUCCAGUAUUACCUUUCCUGUUGUUUAGUUCAGUGUGUGUUGAGUCAGGGGUGAUCAGCAGCAAUGUGAUGCUCUCCUGUUCCUCACAUGCCGCUUUCAAAUCAACUGGGAACUCCAAUCCUCGUAAAUCUCAGACUUAUGAAUUCAGUGCAUUCAAAUCAACUGGGAACUCCAAUCCUCGUAAAUCUCAGACUUUUGAAUCCAGUGCAUUCAAAUCAACUGGGAACUCCAAUCCUCGUAAAUCUCAGACUUUUGAAUCCAGUGCAUUCAAAUCAACUGGGAACUCCAAUCCUCGUAAAUCUCAGACUUUUGAAUCCAGUGCUUUCAAAUCAACUGGGAACUCCAAUCCUCGUAAAUCUCAGACUUUUGAAUCCAGUGCUUUCAAAUCAACUGGGAACUCCAAUCCUCGUAAAUCUCAGACUUUUGAAUUCAGUGCAUUCAAAACAACUGGGAACUCCAAUCCUCGUAAAUCUCAGACUUUUGAAUCCAGUGCAUUCAAAACAACUGGGAACUCCAAUCCUCGUAAAUCUCAGACUUUUGAAUCCAGUGCAUUCAAAACAACUGAGAACUCCAAUCCUCGUAAAUCUCAGACUUUUGAAUUCAGUGCAUUCAAAACAACUGGGAACUCCAAUCCUCGUAAAUCUCAGACUUUUGAAUCCAGUGCAUUCAAAACAACUGAGAACUCCAAUCCUCGUAAAUCUCUGACUUUUGAAUUCAGUGCAUUCAAAACAACUGGGAACUCCAAUCCUCGUAAAUCUCAGACUUUUCAAUCCAGUGCAUUCAAAACAACUGGGAACUCCAAUCCUCGUAAAUCUCAGACUUUUCAAUCCAGUGCAUUCAAAUCAACUGGGAACUCCAAUCCUCGUAAAUCUCAGACUUUUGAAACCAGUGCAUUCAAAACAACUGGGAACUCUUCACGAGCUCCGAUUGGGGAAAAAUUGUUUUGAACGGUCACCCAACUUAGAAUUCCAAGUCAGAAACUCGAGCAUCUUUCUAGAGCAUUGACUUUCCGACCCUGAAGAUCACUGACGUCAUGAUUUGACAUGGUUUUUUUUCAGAGUUGCCAGUUGUCUUGAAAGCACCAUAAGGGAUAGUUUGUUGAACUCUGCUGUGCUGCAUGCCUGAUGAUAUAAUUCUACCAUACCAACAACUGUCUGCCUGCCUCUCGCUAACCUGGCGCUAACUCUGUCAGCCCACUAAACGGGCGGCAGGUAGCCUAGUGGUUAGAGCGAUGGGCCAGUAACCAAAAGGUCAAAUCCCCGAGCUGACAAGGUAAAAAAUAUGUCGUUCUGCCCCUGAACAAGGCAAUUAACUCACUGUUCCCCGGUAGGCCGUCAUUGUAAAUAAGAAUUUGUUCUUAACUGACUUGCCCUAGUUCAAUAAAGUUUACAUUUAAAAACAUGGGAUGAGCCUGGCCUCUCACUAACCUGGUCAGACCACUAAACAUGGGAUGAGCCUGGCCUCUCACUAACCUGGUCAGACCACUAAACAUGGGAUGAGGAUAGGGUGCCAUAGGGCUCUGGUCUAAUGUAGUGCACUAUAUAGGGAAUAGGGUGCCAUAGGGCUCUGGUCUAAAGUAGUGCACUAUAUAGGGAAUAGGGUGCUAUGUGGGAUUCAAAAUUGAAGACUGCUGCCAACGAUUCAGCAGCAUACAGAACAGAAAUUGUCUGUAUGUGUAUUUGAAAGAGCAAAGAAUAAAUUCAUACUGGUCUCUUUUCACAAA
Oncorhynchus kisutch (coho salmon) is the source of this 10024-nucleotide messenger RNA. RefSeq names its product protocadherin-16. NCBI's taxonomy places the organism in Eukaryota, Metazoa, Chordata, Actinopteri, Salmoniformes, Salmonidae. The coding region runs from base 1 to 5151 and encodes 1716 amino acids. Gene Ontology annotation, molecular function: beta-catenin binding; calcium ion binding; cadherin binding. Gene Ontology annotation, biological process: homophilic cell-cell adhesion; multicellular organism development; cell migration. The transcript has 16 exons. The record is from RefSeq and is a predicted model, not a curated record. Gene Ontology annotation, cellular component: catenin complex; plasma membrane.